UGUUUUGUGAUGUAGAAAGGAGAAACACGUUUUCUUCAUCAAAAUAGUAAACAUUGUAUUUUAAAACAGUUUUUGAUGGUAUACAGAACAAAGAAUAGAACAGCAUAUCGGCAAUAUGAAGAGGAGACAUGUAUCAAAUGAAGACAAUGGUCCUACAGACGAAGUAGAAGCAUUAACAGAGGUGGCUUUGACAGAGGAUGUUGUCCCAGAGAAAAAGACAAAGAAAAUUGAUAAAGGACAGUUAUAUAAACCACUAUCCAGUGAUGAACUUCAUCAGCUUAAAGAUGCUGAAAACUUAUUCCAUUCAAAUGUUUUUAAACUUCAGAUCACAGAGCUGCUGAAUGAAGUCCAGUUGAAAGGGAAAAGAAUUACAAGGAUCCAUGAAUGUAUCAAGGAUCUGAAAUCAGUACUAUUACACUUGCCGAGAGGAAAAGAACAUGAUCUAGGAGAUUGUAGGUGGCUGCCUGACAAAGUAAAACUCCCUUUAAUAGAUCAUGGUAGAACAAUAAAGGGAAAAUUUAAAUUCAUUCCUCCUAUAGAUGUGCAAGAGAUUGGCAGUUUCUCUACUGGUACCUGUCUGAGACCAAAUCCAUCAGUGGAUCUACAACUGACAAUUCCAAAGGACUUUUUUCAACCUAAAGAUUAUAUGAAUCACAGAUACAUUCAGAAACGAGCGUUAUACUUGUCUGUCAUUGCAUUGAAGUUACAGAAACAGGAAUCUGUGCAGAAUGUGAAGUUUUCCUAUCAGAACGGGAACACUCUCAAACCAAUUCUUGCUUUAGAUUAUAAAGGAGAGGGCAAAGAGGUCACAAUUCAUCUUCAUGUUUGUCCAGAAGAAGGGACAUUCAAGUAUAGCCGUUUCCAUAUCAACAAGAAUAAUGUUAGACAGUCAUGGUUUAAAGGUCAAGAAUCAGAAGAAGUUUCUUCAGAAGAACCAGCCACACCCCAUUACAACACAGCCAUCUUACAAGAUCUUACAAUGACCAGUAACAACCAAUGUAUGAAAUCAGCUCUACAAGAUGCCAGCUCAGUAAAGGAAGGGAUAAGUCUGCUCAGAAUAUGGUUACAGCAGAGAGAACUUGACGUGGGCCAUGGUGGAUUUUCUGGUUUCACAAUGUCCAUGUAUGUUAUAUAUUUAUUGUCAAGAAGGAAACUAAACAAAAUGAUGAGUAACUACCAGAUUAUGAGGAAUACCCUUUUACAGUUAGCAAAAGAAAAUUGGACAGAGGAAGGACCUGAUCUUUGUGGUGAUAAAUCGGACCCUAAUCAACCAAUGACAGAUGAUUUUCAGCAAAUUUUUAACUGUGUAUUUUUAGAUUUAACUGGUUAUGUUAAUUUGUGUUCAGAAAUGACAAAGUCAACGUUUUUAAGGGUGAAGCAUGAAGCAGAAUUAGCCGUCAAAAUUUUAGAAGACAAAACUGUUGAUAGUUUUCAUGUGUUAUUUUUGAUGCCUGUCAAAUUCACCAGGAAAUUUGAACACAUUUUUCAUGUUACCUGUAUAGAAGAGCUUAACAACACUGUGCAUAAGUUAAAUCUACAGAAUAGGCUAUUGGACUAUGGUGGAAACUAUGUACAUACAGUUAUACCAAACGUUAUGUCACUUUUACAUAGAGCUUUGAAUAAAAGGAUUGAUCUUGUUCAAAUUAAACAAUACCCACUCAAACAGUGGCAUAUUAAUGAAUCACCACCAUCUAUUGAAGACCAGAAGGUAACUGUUGGUAUUUCUCUGAAUCCAGAAUUUGCAUUUUCAUCGAUAGAUAAAGGGCCACCUGCAGACUCACUUGAGGCUAAAGAAUUUCGAGAAUUUUGGGGAGAAAAAUCUGAGUUGAGAAGAUUUAAAGAUAGCAGUAUUACAGAGGCUGUCCCAUGGACAACAGAGAAAUCUAUGGACAGAAGAAGGAUUAUUUGUUCAUAUGUUGUUAAGGAAGUAAUGAAGAGAUGGGCCAAAGUUACUAGUAUAUCAUACAUUGGAGAUCAGCUAGAUCAGGUUCUAUUGCUGCCCAUUCAGUCUUAUGAGAAGAAUUAUGUGUAUGGUACUGGUGAAGAACAACAUUCAGCUUUGAUGCAGUCGUAUGACAAUUUAUGUAAAGUGUUACGUAAUCUGAAAGAUAUGCCAUUGACGAUAAACUCUAUACAGGGAACAUCACCUGUAUUUAGGUUUACUGAGGUGUUCCCAGCAUUGCCAGCAACAUUCUUCUACCAUGCUAGAGUCAGCAGUGAUAAAAAAGACCUUAGAUUAUUACCACAGUCUGAUAAACCAUGUCCUCCUUACACAGCUGUAACUAAAGUGGUAUGUUUAUUGGAAGGUAGUGGUCACUGGCCUGAUGAUAAGAAUGCAUUCAGAAGAAUCAAAGCUGCCCUGCACAUCAAAUUUGGCGAAAUACUCGGUGACCAGCAUGAUUUACCUGUUGUUAUAAAUAUUGACCAUGUAGAUGUCAGAUUUGAGGAUUAUGUAUUCCGGUUAGAAUUACAAUACUUGAGAGAAAUAGCCUUACUGAAGAAAGUUACCUCCCCUGAUGGAAUGGUGAAGUUUGUAGACAAUGAUGAGGCACUGAGAUUGGAGCAGGACAUAAAACUACUUCCAAUUCUUACCAGUACAUUACAUGGGAUACAGCAGAAGUUUAACAGUUUUAGUGGCUCAGUAAGACUAGUCAAACGCUGGAUAUCAUCUCAGCUGUUGGCAGAUCAUGUUCCUGAUAUAGCAGUAGAACUAAUGGUGGCAUACUUAUAUACAAGUCCUGGGCCAUACACUGUGCCAUAUAACCCUCUGACUGGAUUUCUUAGAUUUUUACAUCUAGUAUCUACUUUUGACUGGAAGAUGUCUCCUUUGGUUGUCAAUCUCAAUGCAGAGCUCAAAGGUGAAGAUUUUUCAGAAAUCACAUCAAAUUUUACUAAGUCUAGAUCUAGUCAUCCAGUAAUGUUCAUUUCCACACCACAAGAUAGAUUUCAAUCUGUGUGGACCAAAAAACAUCCUACACCUAUGAUUUUACAAAGAGUUGUCAUCCUAGCUACUGAAUGUCUUCAGAUAAUAGAAACACAGAUUGGAGAAAUUGGACCUUCAGUUCCAGAUUUUAAGCAAAUAUUUCGCCCAGCUGUUGAUGAUUUUGAUGUUUUGAUCCACCUUCGAGGAAAACAACUUGCCUGUGACAGAAUGAUGAUUGACAGACAGAAGAAGUUAUUUAACCCUCCAUUGGGAGAUAGCCUUGACAGGAAAUAUAAGAAAAACCUGCCAGUGUAUGAUUACGAUCCGGUGCAGAAAUAUCUACAAGAAAUCAGGGAGAAGUACGGCAACUUAGCCCUGUUUUUCUAUGAUAGAUAUGGAGGCCAAGUAAUAGGUGUACUCUUCAAUCCAAAUGCAUUUCAGCCAAAAGAAUUUUCAGUAAAUCACAUGUUCUGCAGGAAACCAGAGACAACACAGAAUGGUCACACAGAAGUGAUAAUGAAACCAAAUAUUGCAGCAAUUAGAGAGGAUUUUGCUAUUAUUGGUGAAGGACUUGUUUCUAGUGUUCAAAUGUUGAAAUCUGAUUUGAAAUAAGUAAUAAAAUGUGCAAGAAAUUUGCACAAGCAA
This is a messenger RNA of Mytilus trossulus (common blue mussel), 3568 nucleotides long. RefSeq names its product nucleolar protein 6-like. Gene Ontology annotation, biological process: tRNA export from nucleus; rRNA processing. The record is from RefSeq and is a predicted model, not a curated record. NCBI's taxonomy places the organism in Eukaryota, Metazoa, Mollusca, Bivalvia, Mytilida, Mytilidae. Bases 116 to 3535 code for a protein of 1139 amino acids. Gene Ontology annotation, cellular component: small-subunit processome; UTP-C complex; CURI complex. The transcript has 23 exons.